This is a messenger RNA of Funneliformis caledonium, 1104 nucleotides long. The record is from the annotation of a GenBank genome assembly. NCBI's taxonomy places the organism in Eukaryota, Fungi, Glomeromycota, Glomeromycetes, Glomerales, Glomeraceae.
AUGUUUAAACGUAAUAAUUUAAAAUAUAUAUCUUUAGCUUUAGCAACACUUUUUUGCUUCCAUUGGGUAUUAACAGUAUUUCAUCCCAGUUCAAGUUUUUCUAAACCGUGGACAGGCUUAUUAGAACCUGAGAUAAAUGGCGAAGUAUUAAUACCUUCACAGCACGCAAAACAAAUUGGAAAAGCAAAAGCUUGUUUCGUUAUAUUGAUAAGAAAUCAUGAUUUACAUGAGUUUAGAUGGACAAUGAGACAACUUGAAGAUAGAUUCAAUAAAAAAUAUAAUUAUCCUUAUGUAUUUUUAAAUGAUGUUCCUUUCACUGAAGAAUUUAAAAAAUUAUCUAGUGCUCUUACUAAUGCUAAAACUGAGUAUGGAUUAAUUCCAACGGAACAUUGGAGCGUACCAAAAGAUAUUGAUAUGGAUCUUGUUAAUAAAAAUAUGGCAAAGAUGAAAGAGGAGGAUGUGAUAUAUGGUGAUAGUUUACCUUACCGUCAUAUGUGCAGAUUCGAAUCGGGAUUUUUCUAUAGACAUGAAUUAUUAGAUAAAUAUGAUUUUUAUUGGCGAGUAGAACCAGGAGUACAAUUUUUUUGUGAUAUUGAUUUCGAUCCUUUCAUGUAUUUAAAAGAGAAUGAUAUUAAAUACACUUUUACUGUAUCAUUGUAUGAAUAUCAAAAAACAAUUCCAACCUUAUGGGAUUCUGUUAAGGAAUUUAUGAAGAAAUAUCCUCAAUAUAUUGAAAAAGACAAUUCAAUAGAAUUUAUAUCGGAUGAUAAUGGGGAAACUUAUAAUUUAUGUCACUUUUGGUCAAACUUUGAAAUCGCUGAUUUAAAUUUUUUGAGAAGUGAAGCAUAUAUGAAAUUUUUCGAUUUUCUUGAUAAAAAAGGCGGAUUUUUCUAUGAACGAUGGGGAGAUGCGCCGGUUCACUCAAUCGCUGCAGCAUUAUUUUUGAAAAAGCACCAAAUUCAUUUUUUUAAUGAAAUUGGUUAUAAACAUGACCCAUUUAUGCAUUGUCCGGCUGAGGAGACACUACAAAUGAAAUGUCACUGUGAUCCAGACGAGAGUUUUGAUUACAAAGGAUAUAGUUGUACCGGAAAGUUUUUACCUUGA